AUGGCGUCUCCGUGCACGGAAAAAGCAGUGCAGGAGUUCCUGAUGGAGAGGGGAGGGAGGGUCCAACAGAUGGAGCUGACCGAUCAUUUCCUAUCGGUUUCGGGGGAAAUUGACCAGUCGAAGGAAGGGGUGGACCGUGAGGCGCUGAAACGCAUCGUGGACAACGUGGGCUUUGUGAAGGUGGAAAACGGCGUGACAUUUGUUUGUUUAAACACUGAAGGCAGCGCGGAGUCGGUGAUGCGGACAGACACAGGCGGCCACGAUCACGCGGAGUGCAAUGGCAAUAUCCAGGAGACACUGGACAACAACCAUGUCAACGGCAACCCUGACACCAGAGACCAAACGGGAGCAACCAGCUCCUCGGCUGCCAGCCUGGACAAUGACAAGCAGUCAAAUGGCAAUGGGCAACCUGCAGCCCCCUCCCAGAAUAGUGAAACCCACACAGCUACUCCUACAUCUGGUGGAGGUGGGGAGGUUAAGCUAAGUGAGAGUAGAAGACGGGAGUCCGCUGGUGUGAUUGGAAUUGCGGAUCUGGACCUAGCUCACCCUGCAGCGUCCCACAGCCAGCAGGUGAGAGGGGCGCGCAGGGUGUCCAAGGGUUCCCAGCGGGCCUUGCUGACCAGCUGCCUAUCCGAAGACAGCGCCUGGGAAGGGCUGGACUUUGUUGGAGAUAUCAACACACCCAAGGGAAGUCGCAGGAACUUCAUUGAGCUGAUGAUGAGUAGUUCCCCUCAGAUUCGGAGGUCUCUGAUUAGCCGUGGUUCACGCCUCCGGGACUCAGUUAGGAGCGAUGGGGAUUCGGCAUCGCUCCUCUCCUCAGCGACUGAUGAGGACUGUGCGUCGGUGACCUUGGACCCACUGGAACAUGAAUGGAUGCUGUGCGCCUCAGAUGGCCUGUGGGAAAGCCUGCAGCCCCUGCUCGCUGUGGAACCAAGCCUGGUGGCCAAGAGAGACUUUGUCACCGGCUUCACCUGCCUCCACUGGGCGGCCAAGCAGGGCAAAGCAGAGCUGCUCACCCAGCUGCUGGUCUUCUCCAAGGACAACGCUAUACCUGUGAACGUGAACGUGAGAUCUAGUGCUGGCUACACGCCGCUACACCUGGCAGCUAUGCAUGGACACACACAGGUGGUGCGUGUGUUGCUCUCCGACUGGGAGGCAGACCCUGAGGCUCGAGACUACAGCGGGAGGCGAGCCAUCCAGUACCUGUCCCCGCUGCUGGCUGCCGACCUGCAGGAGGAGGGAGUGAUCACAUCACCGGGGGCCGAGUCGGACAGCGAAAACACCAACAGCGGCAGAGUGCGCAGGUGGCGAUUUCCUAGAGUUCUCCAGGGCAAUCUGAACCCACUGCGGCUCCUGAACCCACCCGCCGGGGCAGCGGAGGAAAGAGUCGUGACUGAGAGGACCAAAGGGGGAAUGCAGAGGAAGUCAUCUCUGAGCCGACUGAACGCCCGGCUGCACCGAGGACGACACCGAGCCCAGAUCAUCCACAGCGUCUCCUUCAGGGAUACGGGGGAGGUGGGAAGAGGAGAGGAGCUCCCCAGCAGCCCUCUCCGAACGCGACCACUAUCCAACCUGUUUGGAUGACGUUAUACGACUCUGCGAUAUUAACCAGUUUGACACCUUUAUAAGCUGACAUGUCAGGCGGUUUUAUGACCAGAGUAACUACACACAUCCUCAUUGACACUAUGAUGUCAAGCUGCUUUUAAGGUUUAUAAUCAUUGGACCACAAGUGUAUAUUCUUUCUGAAAAAUAACUUAUUUUUGUUCCUAUUGCAGUUAAUAUCCUUUUGUUGAUCACUGAGGGCAGGUCACAGUUUACGUCGCAUUUUAUUUACAUAUAAUUUUGUUAUGCUCACUUAGAGUUGGUUGCAAUCAAAACACUAUUUUUGUUGAUUUAAUACUUUACACUAGAACUAAGACUGUAUCAGGUUUUCACUUUAGAGGAUUUGAAAAGAACACUUAGGGUUUGACAUUGUAAUCUAAAAAUCUUGUUUUUGUUUGCAGAGUAAAGUAAUAUAUUCAUAGAACUAAUUUUAUAUUUUUCAACCUCCUUUGAUUGGGUGGUGCUGUUUUUUAAUUCAAUUCUGUAAUUUUAAUUACCAGAUUUCAGUAUUCAAACUGUCAUGAACACAGAAUGAUUGUAUGUCCAAACAACCAUGUGGGUUUGUCAUGUUUGCACUUGUCACUUUGAAGAUGGUCUGAUUAUGGGAGAAAACUGCGAAACUAAAACCAUGUCAUACUUGUACAGGGUGAUCAGAGUGUUAUACCCUGAGAUGUAUGUAUUUUAUCUAAAAGUACAAUGUAAUCUUCCCUUUUUCUAGUUGAUACCAAAACCGUGGCUUUAGUUUUGUCCAAGUAUUUUAACGACCCUCAUCAGUUACAAAGUAGGACUGUUUUACAAGGUGUGAGCAUAUGUGGAACUGGUGUGGAUCAUAGUUUACCUUCAAAACCUUUGGGUCUGGAAUGAUUGUUAUAGUGCUUCUUUAUGUUGGCGUUUAAGCAGUAUGGGCCUAUAAUAGUAGAUUGCAGUGUUUUGUGCAAAUCUGACUAUUUUUACUUUUUUUAUCUGAAAGAAUCAUUCGCUAUAAUCACACAGAUUCCGUAUUUCACGCUGAAUUGGCUCAUGUCAAGAUCUAAUCUCGUGAAAAGGUAUUCAGGUAAAGGUCUUAUUGACAAACAGCAUAGCACUGCUUACAUUUCUACAAUUAAUAUGCAAUCAAUUAAUAUGGACCUUUUCACUCUGGACCAGAUUUGACAUUUAAUGAAUUUCCUGUUUCAGCCUCCUGUAUUUCUCCAACCAUGCAUGAACACAAUCAUUUGUGCAUUAAUCAUGCGUGUCAUCUGUGGAUAGUCAAGAGUUAAGAGCAGAAUGUGCUGUAUGUUCAGCUGCUGAGCACAUUGACUUUUUGACUGUUUUCCAAAAUAUAUGAACCGUGCUUAUACCUAAAUAUCGGAUCAACAACUAUCCUAGAUUUCAUAAAUGUUCCCUUCGGAUUUUGUAUCCUUUGUACUCAAAUCCUAUAGGGCUUCAUGUUGCUUUAUGGUUGACGAGACAUGUAUAGUAAAAACCUACAUUCAUGUCACUUUUUCAGAUGCACGAAUAGGGGAAAUGUAAAUUAUACCCACUGCAUUUCUAUGUCGAAAAUUAAUUGUUUCUGUCUUCUUUGUAACAUUCUGUGAUGUUAUGUUGUGAUGUGAAUACACUGUUACUAAGCCAGU
This is a messenger RNA of Pseudoliparis swirei, 3218 nucleotides long. It is a transcript of the gene sowahca, whose product is annotated as sosondowah ankyrin repeat domain family Ca. The record is from RefSeq and is a predicted model, not a curated record. Bases 1 to 1584 code for a protein of 527 amino acids. The transcript is spliced from 4 exons. Gene Ontology annotation, molecular function: protein binding. NCBI's taxonomy places the organism in Eukaryota, Metazoa, Chordata, Actinopteri, Perciformes, Liparidae.